AUGAGAAAUUUGAGUGGAAGCCAUGUGGAGGAGUUUGUCUUGGUGGGAUUUCCUACCUCUCCAUCCUUCCAGCUACUCCUCUUUGUCUUCUUUUUUGCAAUUUAUCUGUUGACAUUGCUGGAAAAUAUACUCAUUGUUUCUACAGUCUGGCUCACCUCAAGCCUUCAUCGGCCCAUGUACUUCUUCCUUGGUCAUCUCUCCUUCCUGGAACUAUGGUACAUCAAUGUUACUAUUCCCAGACUCUUGGGAGCCUUUCUUACCCAGGAUGGCAGAGUCUCCUAUGUAGGUUGCAUGACCCAGCUCUACUUCUUUAUUGCUUUAGCCUGCACUGAAUGUGUCCUCUUGGCAGUUAUGGCCUAUGACCGCUACCUAGCCAUCUGUGAGCCCCUUCGUUACCCUAGUCUCAUGCCUGCCAGCCUGGCCACUCGCCUUGCAGCUGCUUCUUGGGGCAGUGGUUUCUUCAGUUCCAUGAUGAAGCUACUUUUCAUUUCACGACUAUCCUACUGUGGGCCCAAUAUCAUCAAUCACUUCUUCUGUGAUAUUUCCCCCCUGCUCAACCUCACCUGCUCAGACAAGGAACAAGCAGAGCUGGUAGACUUCCUGCUAGCACUGGUGAUGAUUCUGCUCCCUUUGGUGGCUGUGGUUUCCUCCUAUGCUGCCAUCAUUGUAGCCAUCCUGAAGAUCCCUACUGCCCAGGGACGCCACAAAGCCUUCUCCACCUGCACCUCCCAUCUGGUGGUGGUUGUCAUCUACUACUCCUCCACUCUCUUCACCUAUGCACGGCCCCGAGCCAUGUACACCUUCAACUAUAACAAGGUCAUCUCUGUGCUCUAUACUGUCAUUGUACCAUUCCUCAACCCAGCCAUCUACUGCUUAAGGAACAAGGAGAUGAAAGAUGCUUUCAGGAAGACCAUACUGGGAAGGUGCCACCAGCCUAGGGAUGUUCCAGAUUGAUGCAUGACAGAUGCCAGUAGAGAGGAGAAGAAGUCUUACUAAGGAUGUGACUAGCAAUCACAGAAUGGUC
This is a messenger RNA of Cricetulus griseus (Chinese hamster), 1024 nucleotides long. The record is from RefSeq and is a predicted model, not a curated record. Lineage: Eukaryota; Metazoa; Chordata; Mammalia; Rodentia; Cricetidae.